Lepidothrix coronata (blue-crowned manakin) is the source of this 2873-nucleotide messenger RNA. Its product is annotated as fibronectin type III domain-containing protein 9-like. The coding region runs from base 528 to 1199 and encodes 223 amino acids. Gene Ontology annotation, molecular function: protein binding. The transcript has 2 exons. Lineage: Eukaryota; Metazoa; Chordata; Aves; Passeriformes; Pipridae. The record is from RefSeq and is a predicted model, not a curated record.
CACGCACAAGAGCAUAUAACAGGGAUGCUCAAGCAGUACACUGUCCAAGGGGAGGCAAGCAAGAGAGGGGGGAAAAGACGUUAUUUUUUUUCUCCUGUAUAGUCUUUGAAAAGCCAGGCAACAGCAUCUUUAGACAAGAUGUGCUCUUGCAUGAAUUUAAGUGGAAGAGACAAAGAAACCAUGCCACUAGCAGCAUCGGAGAAAAAAACUGAAAUCACCAAGCACUGAGAAUUCAAUCCAGGGAAUCUGAGGGGAAGAAAAAGCAAACUGGCAAACAGGGGAUCAGUCAGGAAAUAAUUCGUGUGGAAAGGGAUACAGAAAACUUGGUAUCUAAAUCAUUUUCACAGCAGCAGCAUCAUAUGAAAAUUCUAUUCUGAAAUUUCCAUCAGGAAGUGACGAGCACUACGAUUAAGAUCCACACAACAUCCUCAGUGCCACAGAUUCUCAGUUACCUCCAAAGAAGGUCUUCCCUUUCCACAGAGAGAUCAGCAUCAAGAGAGAAAAAAAAACACACAAGCAACAUACUGAUGGGAAUAACCAUCCAAAACAUCACAGGAAACACGGCAGUGGUAAUUUGGCCAAAAAUGGCCAGCUGUGUUGACAGUUUUUACAGCAUCAUGUACCACCCUAACUGGAACAACAUGCUAUCCAGCUACUCGAGAAAAAGCUUUCAGAAGGAAGAGAGGGUGCCCACCAGUCGCUCCUCCUUUGUUGUUGAAAACCUAACUCCACUAACCACAUACAUCAUGUGCGUGACCUGCCAGUCCGCAAACCCCUCCAGUGACCAGUGCAGAGUGUUUAACACACUGGAACGAGACCCGGCAUCUGCGAGCAACACCAAGAAAGAGCUGGCACUGGGCAUCUGGCUCACCAGCAGCAUCCUGCUCCUCAUCAUUGCUGCAAUCCUCCUCUACGGCUGCCUGCACCUCCUGUGCCGCAGGAGACAUGAGCGCUUGCAAGAACAAAACAGGACCUCCAAACAAGACCACGAGGAGGCAUGGACCAAAAGCGUGGCUUACACCUCAGAGGAGUUCAGCAGACAGAGACAACAGAUGCAGGACACGGAAGAAAAGCAUCCAGGUGGCAUCCAGCUGGCCACAAUCAUAGAGAAUCCCUCUGUGUGCAAUGAGCCUGUCACGUCAACUUCCCAAAGUCGGGAACAAGUUCCAGUAACGAGACAGUGCUCUGCUAUAAAUUAGAAACUCUUUGUCAGGGAGAAGAUUUUUACUCCGUAUGAUAUCCCAACUGCUUCCAACACAUCACGUGCAUUGCCAGCGCUCACAACAGGGAGCUCUGACUUCUCACCCCAGCGCUCUCAGCUGUACCUCUGGUGUCAUAUCCCUCUCCAACAAUCUAUACGCAUCCAGAAGUACUCAGAAGCAAAGGUUCACAUUCCCAAGAAGUGAGCACUUCAGUUACACUCCAUUGUUUUAAAAUGAAGCAUGUAGCAAAUAAUUGGUUUACAUUUCAAGGGGAUUUUUUGGUUGCUUUUCUUUAGUCUAAAACAGCAAGCAAAUAGAAAAAUUAAUCAAAAGUGACCAUGAGAAUUUUUGUAGGUUUUUGGGGUUUUGUGUAUUUUUUUUUUUAACUAGAGUGAAUAAGACUGAGUAGAAGUUUUCAGAUGGCAACCCAGCCUGCUACACUACAGGCAACUGGAACAUACACACAGAAUGCAGUGGGGUUUGACAGUGUGAGUUUUGCUCAUACAAAUUUAACUGCUUCCCAAACCACACACUGCAAACUACUACAUUCAGAUUAUAUACUUCACUGUCCAUGGUGCUCUCCAUAGCUCCCAUGUGCAUUGAGGUCAGUCUCAGUAUGUAAGCUAAACUCACCAGGAUUUUUGUGGUAUCCUUUCAUCUGUCUUUGAAAUUUUCCCUUGGUGUAAAUACAUGCAGCACAGUGACUUUGUAAGGACACUUCUAAUUAAGGAAACAUCCUGAGUUAUCAUAUUUUGCACUCUUCUGCUCCCACCACAAGCUACCUUCUGCUCCAUGGGCCAGUGACUCCCUGUAGGGGUAAUGGAAUUCAGAGAAGCAGCUCCCGGCCCUUCCUUCUCUCUUUCCCUUUCAGUUUCAAUGAUAAAACUCACUAAUCAGCUGCAAAUUUCUUUCUGAUUGCACAGUACAUUUUGAGUAAUGAAGGAGGGCAAGAUAGUAAAAAUACAUUUUAUUUUUGUAAGAAGAAAACCUGCCGAUUAUCUUACUCUGCCUCGAGCUUCAUGGCAAAGUGCCAAGGUCCUUUAGACAGAAACCUGUUCACCCUCACAACAUUACAACUCUUGUCUGACUUGCAUGCGUAAGUCAUCCUGUUUUAAAUCUCUUAAGUGCGUUUGUGUUCCAUAAAAACAUAAUAAAUCUUAGUAUUGCUAUAUAGUACAUAUAAAAUACAGGAUAUUUUGCCUAGAAAACAAAGGUAUACUGUGACUGCAGGCAUUUUAAAUUGUUAUUGGUAUGAAUGUAUGUGUGAAGUCAGCUCUCACCAACACAGCUCAGUUGUACCAGUAAAAGCUGGAGAACUGUUAGCUGGGCACAUGCCAUCCCUUUCCACCAUGCCCUGGAAGUUAGGGGAGCGUACAAUUUUGGCAAGAGAGUGCCCAAUUUCACAGCAGGUAGCAGAUCUCUUCAGCUACUCUAUUUUGACAACAAUUCCCACGACUUGUGAAAGGCAUCAACUCUCAUAGUGGUAGGAAGACACAAGUUGGCAUAAGUUUGAUGCAUCUUCUUUUUUUUUUUUUACUAGGAUAAGCAUGGCACACAGAAAUGUAUGCUGAUGGGGGCAAGUAUUACUUUUAGAAAUCAGUUCAAAAGGCAUCUGUAUUGUGUGAAGUCAGCCAUAACGUUUUGUCCACCUGCUACAAAGCAUUUCCUCCA